AUGACCAAUAAGAACCAAAGCUGUGGUGUGGGACAGGAUUCCAUGCCCUCCAUGACUUGUCUCAUCCACAUCCUUGAAGCGUGGUUUGGUGUGGAGCACUUGGAGGACUACUGGAAUUUUGCAAACUACCUCUUGUGGGUUUUCACACCACUCCUCCUUUUAAUACUCCCUUACUUCACCAUCUUUCUGCUGUACCUUACUAUCGUUUUCUUACACAUUUAUAAGAGGAAGAAUAUGCUAAAAGAAGCCUACUCCCAUAAUCUGUGGGAUGGUGCAAGGAAGACGGUGGCGACCCUGUGGGACGGACACGCGGCUGUCUGGCAUGGUUAUGAAGUUCAUGGGAUGGAAAAAAUACCAGAAGAAGGACCAGCACUGAUCAUUUUUUAUCAUGGAGCUUUUCCCAUAGACUUUUACUACUUCAUGGCGAAAAUUUUUAUCCAUAAAGGCAGAACUUGCCGAGUAGUAGCGGAUCACUUUGUCUUUAAAAUUCCAGGGUUUAGCUUAUUACUUGAUGUAUUUUGUGCUAUUCGUGGACCAAGAGAAAAAUGUGUUGAAAUCCUGCAGAGUGGUCACUUGCUAGCUAUCUCACCAGGUGGCGUUCGGGAAGCACUGAUGAGUGACGAGACCUACAACAUUGUGUGGGGUAAUCGGAAAGGCUUCGCUCAGGUUGCAAUCGAUGCAAAAGUGCCCAUUAUUCCUAUGUUUACACAAAAUAUUCGAGAAGGAUUUAGAUCACUUGGAGGAACAAGGCUGUUUAGGUGGCUUUAUGAAAAGUUCCGCUAUCCAUUUGCCCCCAUGUACGGAGGUUUUCCUGUGAAGUUGCGCACCUACUUAGGUGAUCCCAUUCCAUACGACCCAAAGAUCACAGCAGAAGAACUAGCCGAAAAGACGAAGGAUGCUCUUCAAGCUCUGAUUGAUAAGCACCAAAGAAUACCCGGAAACAUAAUGGGUGCUUUGCUAGAACGUUUUCAUAACAAACAAAAGAUCAACCAGAAGACGCUUUAA
Molecule: messenger RNA, 1005 nt
Organism: Rangifer tarandus platyrhynchus (Svalbard reindeer)
Lineage: Eukaryota; Metazoa; Chordata; Mammalia; Artiodactyla; Cervidae
Source: the annotation of a GenBank genome assembly